Molecule: messenger RNA, 1735 nt
Organism: Pezoporus occidentalis (night parrot)
Lineage: Eukaryota; Metazoa; Chordata; Aves; Psittaciformes; Psittacidae
Gene: NSA2
Product: NSA2 ribosome biogenesis factor
Exons: 6
Coding region: 1-1521 (506 amino acids)
Biological process (GO): maturation of LSU-rRNA; maturation of 5.8S rRNA
Cellular component (GO): preribosome, large subunit precursor; nucleolus
Source: RefSeq, a predicted model, not a curated record
AUGUCCAGUUGCACCCCCACCUUACCUUACGAGCCACACACUCGACCUCCAGAGCCAGAGCCGCAGGGCGCUGACCCGCGGGGCCGGGCGGCAGCCGUGCCCCCAAGCCGCCCCUCGCCCGCCGCCGAGCCGGGCGGCCGCUGCCCCGCUGCGCUCCGCACACCGACAAGUCGCUCCCGGCCGCGUCAGUCCGCAGGGCCCUGCCUCCGGCCGAAGCGCCUUAACACGGCCAGGGCUGGGCUUGCCGGAAACAGCCUCCAUACCGACGGAAGGCGCGCUCCUCUUUCCUUUCCCCGCCACCCAACCGCCCUCCCACGGUUCCGUCCUCCUGCCCUGACCCGACAGGCCCAAUCUGCAGACAGCGCUGCUCCGGCCUCCGCCGCUCCAUUUCCCUCUCCUCUGGCCCUGACAACUCGGGCUCUUAGCCCUCGGGGGCCGCAAGCCGCUUUUCCGCCAGGAGGAACCAAAGCUCCGCUGAGGAGCGUUUCCAGCCGGGGCCGCUUCCCCUCCGGCCCGGCCUUUCCGCUGCGGAGGAAGCCGCCGGACGGAGAGCUCGGCGUGGCGGGGGGGACAGAGCCAUGGUGGCCGAGCUGGCUCCGCCGCCCCGCGCUGAGGGUGCCGCCGCCGGGCCGCAGCCUCCUCGGGCUCCUCCGCGUGUCGCAGCGGCGCCGGGUCUCGGCGAGGGUGCGGGAUCAGCUCGGCCGCCCGGUCUUCGCUCACCGCGCUGCCUUGUGCCCACAGCCGCAGAACGAGUACAUCGAGCUGCACCGCAAGCGGUAUGGGUACCGCCUGGACUACCACGAGAAGAGGAGGAAGAAGGAGGGCCGCGAGGCUCACGAGCGGUCCCGGAAGGCCAAGAAGAUGAUUGGGCUGAAGGCCAAGCUCUACCACAAGCAGCGGCAUGCCGAGAAGAUACAGAUGAAGAAAACCAUUAAAAUGCACGAAAAGAGAAAUGCAAAGAAAAAGAAUGAUGAAAAAACACCUAAAGGAGCUGUACCAGCAUACCUGCUGGACAGAGAGGGCCAAUCCCGGGCUAAGGUUCUAUCUAACAUGAUCAAACAGAAAAGAAAAGAAAAAGCCGGGAAAUGGGAAGUUCCUGUCCCAAAGGUCCGUGCACAAGGAGAAACUGAAGUUUUAAAAGUGAUUCGUACAGGAAAGAGAAAGAAGAAGGCCUGGAAGAGAAUGGUCACAAAAGUUUGCUUUGUUGGAGAUGGCUUUACCAGGAAGCCUCCUAAAUAUGAGCGAUUCAUUCGACCAAUGGGCUUACGUUUCAAGAAGGCACACGUGACGCAUCCUGAACUUAAAGCUACUUUUUGCCUACCUAUCCUUGGUGUAAAAAAGAAUCCUUCUUCUCCUUUGUAUACCACACUUGGUGUAAUUACCAAGGGUACCAUCAUUGAGGUGAACGUGAGUGAGCUGGGCCUCGUGACACAAGGGGGCAAAGUUAUAUGGGGGAAAUAUGCACAGGUAACAAACAAUCCAGAAAACGAUGGCUGCAUUAAUGCAGUUCUGCUUGUUUAAGUUGUGUUUGAUACUAAACAUUGGACAUGGGCUCCUGCAAAAUCAGUGGAGUUUCAACAAGUUUGCAAGAUCUCUGGAACCUUCAACCAUUCAAGAAUGUUGACCACCACCAGCUGGUAAAGAACUUAAAGAUGCCAGAAACAACUGCUCGGGUUUUUGUAUUUAGUAUGUUUGUUCAGCUGAAUGCUGUCCAAAUAAAAGGAUGCAAUUUUCA